GCUGAGGAAAAUGGGCACCCUCCUCCUCCUCUUCCUCCUCCUCGGCGCUGCUGCUUCGGCCCGAAAGGGAGCCUCGCCAUCGUGCCUGCUGCUGCUUCUUCCUCUUCUUCUUUCGGGACGCGUGCUGCCUGUGGUGCCAAGAGGGUCUUCUUAGAGGAAUUAGCCGGCCUGCUUUCGGAGUGGAAGGCCAAAUGACAUAGGAUGAAGGCUGUUCGUAAUUUGCUGAUUUAUAUAUUUUCCACCUAUCUACUGGUUAUGUUUGGAUUUAAUGCUGCCCAAGACUUCUGGUGCUCGACGCUGGUGAAGGGGGUCAUUUAUGGAUCAUAUUCUGUAAGCGAAAUGUUUCCCAAAAACUUUACAAACUGCACUUGGACGCUGGAAAAUCCAGAUCCAACCAAAUAUAGCAUUUACCUGAAAUUUUCCAAAAAGGACUUCAGCUGCUCUAACUUUUCCCUGCUGGCUUAUCAGUUUGAUCAUUUUUCCCAUGAAAAAAUUAAGGAUCUCUUAAAGAAUAACCACUCUAUAAUGCAGCUGUGUGAUUCCAAGAAUGCUUUUGUAUUCCUGCAGUAUGAUAAGAAUUUCAUUCAGAUACGCCGAGUCUACCCCUUCGAUUUCAUAGGAUUAUACAAAAAGGAAGAUGAUCAGAAAUCUUUCUUUGAAUUUUUGGUGUUGAACAAGGUGAGCCCAAGCCAAUUUGGUUGCCAUGUAUUAUGCACUUGGCUGGAGAGCUGCUUGAAAUCUGAGAAUGGGAGAACGGAGUCCUGUGGGAUCAUGUAUACAAAAUGCACCUGCCCUCAACACUUGGGAGAAUGGGGGGGAGAUGACCAUUCCCUGGUGUUGCUCAAUAAUGUAGUGCUGCCGCUCAAUGAGCAGACGGAAGGCUGUCUCACCCAGGAGCUGCAAACCACCCAGGUCUGCAAUCUAACAAGGGAAGCCAAGCGGCCACCGAAAGAAGCAAGGCAUGGAAGGCAAGGCAAGGCAAGAGGCAAGGAAGGAAGGCAGCAAGCAAGCAAGCACAUAGAGACACUGAGUGAGCUGAGCGAGCAGCAGCAAACCCGGCAGCCAGGCAGCACCAACAAAGGACUCAUCCACAAUCCGAAAAUGGGCUCUUUCAUUUCGUGCUAUCCAAAUGGAUGGUACAAAAUGAAUAUCCUAAUGAAACAAAUGGAAGAAAUACUGCACACACCUCUAGAGGGUACCACUGCACAAUUUGGAAUGAUGGGAGAUCAUACAAUUAAAAGUCAGCGACCUCGAUCUGUUCAUGAGAAAAGGGUCCCUCAGGAACAAGCUGAUGCUGCUAAAUUUAUGGCACAAACUGGUGAAACUGGUGUUGAAGAGUGGGCCCAGUGGAGUUCAUGUUCUGUUACUUGUGGUCAAGGGUCGCAGGUGCGAACCAGAACUUGUGUAUCACCUUACGGGACACACUGCAGCGGCCCUUUAAGAGAAACAAGGGUUUGCAAUAACACUGCCCUCUGUCCAGUACAUGGAGUUUGGGAGGAGUGGUCACCCUGGAGUUUGUGCUCAUUCACAUGUGGUCGAGGCCAAAGAACUAGAACAAGGUCAUGUAUAGCUCCCCAGUAUGGGGGAAGAUCAUGUGAUGGACCUGAAACACAGCAUAAGCCUUGCAAUAUUGCUCUUUGCCCUGUUGAUGGCCAGUGGCAAGAAUGGAGUGCUUGGAGUCAGUGCUCGGUGACCUGUUCCAAUGGUACACAACAGAGAAGCCGACAGUGUACGGCAGCUGCUCAUGGAGGCUCCGAGUGCAGAGGUCCAUGGGCGGAAAGCAGGGAGUGCUCCAACCCCGAAUGCACAGCUAAUGGUCAAUGGAAUCACUGGGGCCACUGGAGUGGAUGUUCCAAGUCAUGUGAUAGUGGCUGGGAGAAGAGAAUAAGGAUAUGUCAAGGAGUGGCUAUCACUGGACAACAAUGUGAAGGAACGGGAGAGGAGAUUAGACGGUGCAGUGAACAGCGAUGCCCAGCACCUUAUGAAAUCUGUCCUGAAGAUGAUUUGAUAUCAAUGGUUUGGAAAAGGACCCCAGCUGGGGACCUGGCAUUCAAUCGGUGUCCUCUUAAUGCUACAGGCACCACUAGCAGACGCUGCUCUCUCAGUCUUCAUGGAGUAGCCUUCUGGGAACAACCUAGCUUUGCUAGAUGCAUAUCAAAUGAGUACAGACACUUGCAGCAUUCAAUUAAAGAACACCUUGCUAAAGGGCAGAGGACUUUGGCUGGUGAAGGAAUGUCCCAGGUGACAAAGACCCUUCUGGAUUUAACACAGAGGAAGAACUUCUAUGCAGGGGAUCUCUUGGUUUCAGUGGAAAUUCUCAGAAAUGUUACAGAUACAUUUAAAAGAGCAAGUUACAUCCCUGCAUCUGAUGGGGUCCAGAACUUCUUUCAAACAGUUAGCAACCUUCUGGAUGAAGAGAACAAAGAGAAAUGGGAAGAUGCACAACAGAUCUAUCCAGGCUCAAUAGAACUAAUGCAGGUGAUUGAAGAUUUUAUACACAUUGUUGGCAUGGGGAUGAUGGACUUUCAGAAUUCAUACUUAAUGACUGGAAAUGUAGUGGCUAGCAUUCAGAAGCUUCCUGCAGCAUCUGUUCUAACUGACAUCAAUUUUCCAAUGAAAGGAAGGAAAGGAAUGGUCGAAUGGGCACGGAACUCAGAGGACAGGGUUGUCAUUCCAAAAAAUAUCUUCACCCCUAUGUCAACAGAACUAGAUGAAUCCACUGUAUUUGUGCUUGGAGCAGUGCUAUACAAAAAUUUAGAGCUCAUUUUACCCACUUUAAGAAAUUAUACAGUUGUCAAUUCCAAAAUCAUUGUGGUCACCAUAAGACCUGAGCCCAAAACAUCAGAUUCCUUUCUAGAGAUAGAGUUAGCUCAUUUGGCUAAUGGUACGCUGAAUCCUUAUUGCGCAGUGUGGGAUGAUUUAAAAAUGAACGACUCUUUGGGAACCUGGUCCAGCCAAGGAUGUAAAACCGUGCUUACCGAUGCAUCCCAUACGAAAUGCUUAUGUGAUCGACUCUCUACCUUCGCCAUUUUGGCUCAGCAACCCCGAGAAAUAAUCAUGGAAUCAGCUGGUACUCCUUCAGUCACCCUUAUAGUAGGCAGUGGCCUUUCAUGUUUGGCUUUGAUCACCCUAGCAGUUGUCUAUGCAGCACUAUGGAGGUACAUCAGAUCUGAGAGGUCAAUAAUUCUAAUUAAUUUCUGCCUAUCUAUUAUCUCAUCAAAUAUCCUAAUAUUGGUUGGACAAACACAGACCCAUAAUAAGGGCAUCUGUACCACGACCACCGCAUUUUUACAUUUCUUCUUCUUAGCUUCAUUUUGUUGGGUUUUGACAGAGGCUUGGCAGUCUUACAUGGCUGUUACUGGAAAAAUUAGGACACGGCUCAUAAGGAAGCGCUUUUUAUGCCUUGGAUGGGGUUUACCAGCAUUAGUCGUGGCAAUAUCAAUAGGUUUUACCAAGACAAAAGGAUAUGGAACCAGUAACUAUUGCUGGCUGUCUCUUGAAGGAGGACUCCUGUAUGCUUUUGUUGGACCUGCAGCUGCCGUUGUCCUGGUCAACAUGGUGAUUGGCAUUCUGGUAUUUAAUAAACUUGUUUCCAGAGAUGGAAUCCUAGAUAAAAAGCUCAAACACAGAGCGGGUCAGAUGAGUGAGCCUCAUAGCGGUUUGACGCUCAAAUGUGCCAAGUGUGGAGUAGUUUCAACAACAGCUUUGUCAGCCACCACCGCCAGUAAUGCCAUGGCAUCCCUUUGGAGUUCCUGUGUUGUGUUGCCUCUCCUGGCUCUCACUUGGAUGUCUGCUGUUCUGGCAAUGACCGACAAACGAUCGAUAUUAUUUCAGAUACUCUUUGCCGUAUUUGAUUCAUUGCAGGGUUUUGUCAUUGUCAUGGUCCACUGCAUUCUCCGAAGAGAGGUUCAAGAUGCAUUUAGAUGUCGUUUAAGAAACUGCCAAGACCCAAUCAAUGCAGAUUCUUCAAGUUCAUUUCCAAAUGGACAUGCACAGAUCAUGACAGAUUUUGAAAAAGAUGUGGACAUUGCCUGUCGGUCAGUUCUCCAUAAGGACAUUGGACCAUGUCGAGCAGCAACAAUAACAGGAACUCUUUCUAGAAUUUCCCUGAACGACGAUGAAGAGGAGAAGGCAGUAAGCCCAGAAGGAAUGAGCUACUCAACAUUGCCUGGGAAUAUAAUUUCUAAAGUUAUCAUUCAGCAGUCAGGAGGCAUGCAUAUGCCCAUGAGCAUGAGCGAACUGGCCAAUCAGUGUCUGAAAAAGGACAACUCAGAAUUGCGGCGGACUGUGUAUUUAUGUACGGAUGACAACCUGAGAGGUGCAGAUAUGGACAUGGUCCACCCUCAGGACAGAAUGAUGGAGAGUGAUUAUAUUGUCAUGCCCAGAGGCUCCAUGAACACACAGGCAUCUCUGAAGGAUGACAGCAAGUUGAAUAUAGGCAUGGACACUUUGCCUCAUGAAAGGCUUUUGCACUAUAAAGUUAAUCCUGAAUUUAGUAUGAGCCCCAGUGUAAUGGACCAGUUCAGUAUGAGUUUAGAUCAACAUCUCCCUACCCAGGAACACAUGCAGAACUUGUCUUUUGAACCUCGCACAGCAGUGAAGAAUUUCAUGGCUUCAGAGUUGGAUGAUAGCACAGGACUUGCAAGGAGUGAAACUGGAUCAACUAUAUCAAUGAGUUCUUUGGAGAGAAGAAAAUCACGUUAUUCUGACCUCGACUUUGAAAAGGUCAUGCAUACGAGGAAGAGGCACAUGGAAUUAUUUCAGGAAUUAAAUCAGAAAUUUCAAACACUAGACAGAUUUCGAGAUGUACCAAAAUCAGGAAGUAUGGAAAAUCCAUCAGGAUCCAGCAAGGCUCCCUGGGACAGUUUCAAAAACACAAGUGAAUACCAACAUUAUACCACAAUAAAUGUAUUAGAUUCAGAGGCAAAAGAUGCUUUAGAACUAAGACCAUCAGAAUGGGAGAAGUGUCUGAACUUGCCUCUAGAUGUACAAGAAGGUGAUUUUCAAACGGAGGUUUAAUGAAAGGCGAAACAAACUGAAUCGAAAGCAAAAUAUAGAACAAUUUUGUUUGCACUGACACUCCAGAGACUCGGGGAGCCUGACAUGCCUCUUUGAACAUUGCGACUAGGGCUUGUCAGCCCCUUCAUGUGCCAAACUGUCAGUGGUUUCUUUUCGUAUGAUAUAUUCCCACUAGCCAACCUAGUGGAGAGCCCAGGUGUACAAUUCUUACCAUCGUGUCUUGUAAGUACCCGUGGAAUGGAUUUGUAAGGUAAAUCUUUAUAGAUAAACCUCAAGCAACGGUUCAUGUUGUAACAGCUUCAUCUGGUUUAGUUUUCAAAAAACUUCACCAUGAAGCACAAUGUAUAUAUUUAUGCAGUUUUUAAAGUUUAUAACAGUCUGUUUGGCCAUUACUACACUUUUUACUUUAUAAUAUAAAAAAGCAAAGUUUUGUCGUCAUUAAAUGAAUGUCUGUUGAGCUACAUUCUUCAUUGCUUUAAAUGCAAUAAAGUAAUAAUCUCACUUUUAUAUGAAUAAUAUAUUUCACAUCUUUAUUAUUGCAGUUUUCUCUGGGAAGCUCAGAGUAGCUUUUCCUGCUGCAGCUGUGUAUAAAAUAUUUAAAAUGUUGUAUGGUGUAAAUAAACUUUUGUCUACAUAUCAGUAUUUUCAGUGCAUUUUAUUUUGGAUUUGUUGAUCUGAAAUUUGCAUAUUUAUAAAGUUUUCUUUAACAACACAAAAGCUGAAAAUGUGUUCGGAAUUUUAAUAGCAUACUGUUAUUACUCCUUUGAGACUAAUGAUUUCUCAAAUGUAAUAAUAGGUUUGCAUAGCUGUUCUAUUUUUUUUCCUAAUCUAAACAUACAAUGUAAAUUGAACUUGCCAUGGCAUUACUACAUUAGUUUUGUUAUAUGUAAAUCUUAUGCUUUUCCAUCUUGCUGCAGCAAGACAACUGUUAGACAAACACUGUGCAGGUUUCAAUGCAUCGUGUUUGAGAGAAAUUCUCCUUUUACUUCCACGAUCCUACAAUGUAAUUUUCAGAUCAUCUCUUCUUCAUCAUCUCUUUUUUAAAAGAUGACCUCCUUCAGGACUGAGGUACACACAGCAUGAUUCUCUGCAAGAAAAAAGAAUGAAUAUGUUCCAUAAAAAGAUGCAAUGAGUGGAUAUCUGACCACUACCUAAGACGAUGGCAAAUCACCUUUUAACCUCAGACAGAAUUUAAGAUUUUUACCCAAUAUUUUGUAUUAUGAAUCAGAUUUUAUAGUAUGUAAAAAAGGCAGUACUGAAUAAAUAUAUUAUCCAACUGG
This is a messenger RNA of Anolis carolinensis (green anole), 6299 nucleotides long. It is a transcript of the gene adgrb3, whose product is annotated as adhesion G protein-coupled receptor B3. Gene Ontology annotation, molecular function: G protein-coupled receptor activity. The transcript is spliced from 32 exons. Gene Ontology annotation, cellular component: plasma membrane; postsynapse; synaptic cleft. Gene Ontology annotation, biological process: negative regulation of angiogenesis; adenylate cyclase-activating G protein-coupled receptor signaling pathway; cell surface receptor signaling pathway. NCBI's taxonomy places the organism in Eukaryota, Metazoa, Chordata, Lepidosauria, Squamata, Anolidae. Bases 202 to 5019 code for a protein of 1605 amino acids. The record is from RefSeq and is a predicted model, not a curated record.